Panicum virgatum (switchgrass) is the source of this 1343-nucleotide messenger RNA. RefSeq names its product probable pyridoxal 5'-phosphate synthase subunit PDX1.1. The record is from RefSeq and is a predicted model, not a curated record. Gene Ontology annotation, biological process: pyridoxine biosynthetic process; pyridoxal 5'-phosphate biosynthetic process; amino acid metabolic process. The transcript has a single exon. NCBI's taxonomy places the organism in Eukaryota, Viridiplantae, Streptophyta, Magnoliopsida, Poales, Poaceae. Gene Ontology annotation, molecular function: amine-lyase activity. The coding region runs from base 156 to 1115 and encodes 319 amino acids.
GCCAACCUGCUGCCCCCUCUGCCCGACUGGAGCGAGUUGAGUUGAGAGAGCCAUAAAAGAAGGGAAGGGUCCAGAAUCCCCUUCCUAUCUUCUCCUCUUCUUCUCUCCCAAGAAGAACAAGACACGAGAGGAGAGAGAGAGAGUAGGAAGGAGUAAUGGCGUCCGACGGCAACGGCAGCGGCGUGGUCACUGUCUACGGCAACAACGGCGCCGCCCUGCUGGAGCCCUCCAAGCAGUCCAAGUCGGCCACCUUCUCCGUCAAGGUGGGCCUGGCGCAGAUGCUGCGCGGCGGCGUCAUCAUGGACGUCGUCACGCCGGAGCAGGCGCGCAUCGCCGAGGAGGCCGGGGCCUGCGCCGUCAUGGCGCUGGAGCGCGUCCCCGCCGACAUCCGCGCGCAGGGCGGCGUGGCGCGCAUGUCCGACCCGGGCCUCAUCCGCGAAAUCAAGCGCGCCGUCACCAUCCCGGUCAUGGCCAAGGCGCGCAUCGGCCACUUCGUCGAGGCCCAGAUCCUGGAGGCCGUCGGCGUCGACUACGUGGACGAGAGCGAGGUGCUCACCCUCGCCGACGACGCGCACCACAUCAACAAGCACAACUUCCGCGUCCCCUUCGUGUGCGGCUGCCGCGACCUCGGCGAGGCGCUGCGCCGCAUCCGCGAGGGCGCCGCCAUGAUCCGCACCAAGGGGGAGGCCGGCACGGGCAACGUCAUCGAGGCCGUGCGCCACGUCCGCUCCGUCAUGGGCGACAUCCGCGCACUCCGCAACAUGGACGACGACGAGGUCUUCGCCUACGCCAAGCGCAUCGCCGCGCCCUACGACCUCGUCAUGCAGACCAAGCAGCUGGGCCGCCUCCCCGUCGUCCAGUUCGCCGCCGGGGGAGUCGCCACGCCCGCCGACGCCGCGCUCAUGAUGCAGCUCGGCUGCGACGGCGUCUUCGUCGGCUCCGGCAUAUUCAAGAGCGGCGACCCCGCGCGCCGCGCCCGCGCCAUCGUCCAGGCCGUCACGCACUACAGCGACCCCAACAUCCUGGCCGACGUCAGCGCCGGGCUCGGGGAGGCCAUGGUCGGCAUCAACCUGGCCGACCCAAAGGUGGAGCGAUUCGCUGCCAGAUCCGAGUAAUAACCUGGCCGGCCGCGGUCACCAAUUUUAUUUUAUCGUCCAUCUAUCCAUCCAUCUAUAUUGCCAGUCCGAUCGAUUUCUGGAUUUCAGUACUACAGUAGCUUGCUUCUCCUCGUCUCGAUCAAUCUCUUGUUCGGUCAAUAAUGAAGGAACGAUAAGAAAGAAAGCUAAUAUAUUGUUCAUCGAUGAUGAUCUUAUCUAAUGAAUAUGGAUUGGAUUGGCUCAGCA